AUGGAAGAUAUAUACCAUCCUGAGGUAGAUGUUGAAUACCUCGAGGACUAUGUGCCCGGUGGAUACCACCCAACCCUCAUCGGAGAUACCUUUUGUAGUGGCCGCUACAGCGUCGUUCACAAGCUUGGUUUUGGAGGAUAUUCAACAAUUUGGCUAGCCUGGGAUCAGCAACGCCAGCGCUACGUAUCGCUAAAGAUACUGACAGCGAGGGCAUCGCCAGAUAGUCAUGAGUGGGAAGUCCUGCAUUACCUGAUGAAGAGUGAACAUACUCAUUCUGGAAAGCGAUUCAUUCCGCAGCUACUGGACCAAUUUUCGUUUCAUGGUCCAAACGGACAUCAUCGGUGCUUGGUCGGAGAGCCUGCUGGUGGUAGUAUUGCCCAGUCCAAGGAGGACAGCACAAAUUUCAUGUUUCCACUGGACGCUGCUAGAUCCACUGCCGCCCAGCUCCUCAUAGGGCUGUCUUAUUUGCAUGCAAACGGCGUAUGCCACGGAGAUCUCCAUUUGCGCAACUUUCUCUUACGCGUGCCGGACUUUGACGACCUAAGCACAGCUGAGCUAUACAAGCGCUUCGGUGAACCCUCCGAGGUUCCUAUCCGACGAGUGGAUGGGAAGCCAGUUGAACCCCACGCACCGCCGCAUGCCAUCUAUUCCAUGGUUUUGAGCAUGCCUGCCAACGAGGUGGAUAAUCCGGAAAUCAUCAUCUCGGACUAUGGAACGUCCUUUAUUGUGGCAGACACCCCCACACCAACUCUCCACACCCCAGCUCUCUACUCUCCACCAGAGGACUUUUUCAACGAACCCAUCAUCCAGCCCACCGCUGCCGAUAUAUGGACUUUAGGUGUCAACUUGUACGAGGUUUUAGGCGAGCGUCCACUCUUCGAAACAUUUGCCUGGGACCGAGAUGAUAUUGUCGCCGAAAUGAUCAAUACGCUGGGCCAGCCGCCCGUGAGAUGGUGGAACUCUUGGCAUAAACGUUCCGAAUUCUUCAAGGAGGAUGGGUCAUGGGUCGAUGACUUCCGCCGUAUCAGCACUCCCGUCUUCCGGCGUCUACGCCAGCGCCUCUGGGACAUGGGCCGUGGCGAGACAGAGCAGACGUGUGAAUGGGACAUUGCAGGUGGGGAACUACGUGCGUUGGAGGACUUGCUUAGAGCUAUGAUGGCGUUUGAACCGGCGGAACGACCUACAGCGGACCAACUCCUGGGGUAUGAGUAUAUGGUGAAGUGGGCGUUGCCCGCCUGGAAGAGGCAGAAAGGGCAGAAGAGGCAAAGUGCCCAGCCUGCAGAUGAGGAGCAUUAG
This is a messenger RNA of Penicillium nucicola, 1296 nucleotides long. RefSeq names its product kinase domain-containing protein. Gene Ontology annotation, biological process: regulation of mRNA processing; protein phosphorylation; spliceosomal complex assembly. The transcript has 2 exons. Gene Ontology annotation, molecular function: protein kinase activity; ATP binding. The record is from RefSeq and is a predicted model, not a curated record. NCBI's taxonomy places the organism in Eukaryota, Fungi, Ascomycota, Eurotiomycetes, Eurotiales, Aspergillaceae. Bases 1 to 1296 code for a protein of 431 amino acids.